Molecule: messenger RNA, 1278 nt
Organism: Uranotaenia lowii
Lineage: Eukaryota; Metazoa; Arthropoda; Insecta; Diptera; Culicidae
Exons: 4
Coding region: 139-675 (178 amino acids)
Source: RefSeq, a predicted model, not a curated record
AUCUCGCUGGACGUUCAGUUUUCCGGAAGCCACCGAUCGGGAUAGUCUGGUGUUGUUCAGAGAUCUCCUCAGUGCCGUCGUGUGUGUCUGGUUCAGUUGUGAUUAAUUAGUCGCCGAAGUUGCCAAAGUUGCCUCACAAUGUCCCUUGCGAUGUCGAAGAAUCUUUCGGUGGUGUUUUAUGUCCUUUUGAUAAGUGUUUUUGGUGUGGUGUUUGCCUGUAAUGGCGGCUACAAGCUGAAGGUGCGCAAGAUCCAGAACUGUGCUGGAGCGGAAGGGAUACUGAUACCUCAUGAAAAUGGCACCGCAGUGCUGACGAAGAAGUGCGAGAUCAAGAUGCGCGGAUGCGUGGAAAUGAAGGCAUUCAAACAGGCCACGGUUAAGUAUGCUAUCAAGAAGGAUGGCGUCAAAGUGAUGGAGGGAUCGGAGGAUUUGUGCGAAAGGAUGGAAAACGCUCGUAGCCAUCCAACUAUUGGACCCAUGAUGAAGACGCUCAAUCUUCCGGAAAAGUGCCCGGUUCAAGCUGGAACGAUUUGUUCAGAUCCCACUCAAAUCAUCAGCAUUGAACCGUACAAGCAGAUGCUGUCUCUUGCGCGGGGAAGAAUCGAGGUGGAGGCAGAAAUUCAGCACGACACGGGCAAAAGUUGCAUCCGAAUGCAGUUUGAUAUCGUCAAGUAAUCGGGAAAGAGGGGGAGAAUAAUCAAUCGAGCGUCCCAGGAAUUAAUUACCCGCCAAGCGGAUCGCGCAUUAAUAAACGGUAAUCAAUUAAAAGCUGCCACCUUGUUGCAACUCUGGCGGCAUCACAUCGGAAAACUACUACCUACUGCUACUGGGAAUUCCUAAUCAAUUUUCAUCCGGAACUGGCUAAGCGUGAUCACUAGUUAACUAAUAUUAUUUCAGCUGAUCGCUCUCUCCCUGUAACUUUUUUUAAAGCCUCUACUCAACUGCACCUAGCAGAUACAAUCAUGAUUUCAGUAACUUCUCAAUGCAAUUGUUAUCCAAUUGAACAUCUGUUUUGUAAGCAUAUAUUAAUUGUAAAUAAACAGUUGUAUAUAGGAGCAGGAAAUGUAAAAUAAAAACAGAAAAAAAUAUUUCUACCAUGAGAGUUUGGUAGAUUAUACCACUGACCAUACUGACUGGACACUCGAUCUCGUGUUCUGGAUAAUUUUUCCAACAGUACGCAAUAUCGAUUCCAGAAAGCGCAUCGAUCUAUUUGAAGAAAUGUUAUCCCAGUUAGGAGAUGUACCUGUUUAGCCGGAUUUUAUCGUAGAAAUCGCCUGU